Molecule: messenger RNA, 1142 nt
Organism: Zychaea mexicana
Lineage: Eukaryota; Fungi; Mucoromycota; Mucoromycetes; Mucorales; Lichtheimiaceae
Exons: 1
Coding region: 149-922 (257 amino acids)
Source: RefSeq, a predicted model, not a curated record
UGAAGGUUGGUUUUUCACUUUCCCCGAAAUCAAUGAGUAUAAUAAAGCGUUAUUCACUUCUUACAUAAAUAAUUAGUGGCAUCUCUCUUUUUCCUUUCUCUCAUCAUCUGCUCUAUCUACUCAACAGCCUUCUGUCACCAGGAUCAAAAUGUCAACUUUAGGCACACACGAAGUUUCCAAACUCGAAUUUGGUGGUCCUGUUGACUUGAUUCGGUGCUCUCCUAGCUACAAAUACGGUUGCCUCUGUAUUAUUUUUGAUGAGCCUGGGAUAACCUAUGAGAAUGCGCGAGACAUGCUGAUUACAUACUUUACAAGUUAUGAUAAUGAAGUCGAUGCCAUGCGUCAGAAAUCAACUUGCGCGGACCUUGAUUAUGACUCACGCUUAAUCAUUGAAUUACAUUUGAUGGGUCAUUACCGCGGUGCCAGGCGAACCGUGCCCUAUUUCCGUCUACCCGUCGGCGGAUCCAUGUCGCUAUCGUCGGAUUUGCAGCGAGCCGGGACGACAGUUAAAGUGCGAACAGCUAUACCACCUUUACCGUUUUACAAAGUGUGUACGGUCAGAGGCUUGCCCUUGGGUGCCCCUCGUGAAGUGCGCUCUGACCUUUUGGAGGCAAUUUGCGCUACGUUCCAAAAACGCAGCACUGUCAAAAAGGGCGAAAUCUUGGAUGAAGCAGUCAUAGAUGCCGUGGAAAUUUGCACAACCGAUAAACAGGACGGAAACCCUUUGUUCGAUGGUAGUUUCUAUGUUAUUUUCAACGAAUCUCUUCUUCCUCACUUUUACUUCUAUAAUGGUCCACCCUCUUCCUUUUAUUUAGAUGACAAGGAGUACUUCUUUCAAGACAAUAUGUCUUCGCACUACAUGUAUUGUACCAGUUGCAAAAAAGUAGACUCACAUUUAUAUCUUGCAGCUGAUAGCUGUUAAACUCUGCAAUGGUGUCAUUUAGCUACAGUGUACUUGGACUAUGCGUUUUACCCCAAUCUCUUUAUUUUCUUUUUCCCCUUGUUUGUACUCUUGCACUGAAAUUCUCAAAGUAGUAAUAAACAGCUGAUAUCUCUGAUCUUUUCUGAUGUCAGAAUAAUGAUAUGGAAUCAAUAUAGUACUUAAAGGCAUAUUUCCAUUUCCAUUGGUCUUUUGAGUCCAC